GCAUUUCAAACCACAUCUAUACGGCGGUAGAUCAGAUGUGGGAAAUAAGAAAUCUGUGCUGCUAGCUUUCGUUCCACAGCUGUUGCCUCGCUAGGGAUUGUAACGGCUGGAACAGACAGGCAGUCCCUACAGGAUAGAGGAAACGUAGCUAGGCUCCAAACACUUAACGAGAGAAAAGUUUACACUGCUGGGCGCUUUUUUGUUGACCUUAUCCGACGACCAUGUUCUUGUCUAAAUAGCUGUGGUUGAUGUCGAGGAUGGCGGCAGACGUGGAUCAAACACACCCCGAGGAUGAGCGCAAAAUCUCGCCGCAGAAUGGGCACCAAAGUCCCGCUUCUGGGUCCUGGAUCUGCCGGGGGAUGUGGACUCUGCUUUUAAUCGGUGCCGUCCCUCUUCUCGCCUUUGGAAUCAAGUAUUACCAGGAUGCCCAACUCCUCAAACGUCAUGAGGAGAGUAUUCGAACCCUAGGUGCAGAGGGCCUUUUUCUCUUCUCCUCUUUAGAUACUGACCAUGACCUUUAUCUCAGCCCAGAGGAGUUUAAACCCAUUGCAGAGAAACUCACAGGAAUCACACCCCCGGUGGAUUUUGAGGAGGAACUGGCCCAUGACCCAAAUGGAGAGACUUUGACGUUGGAGGCCAAAAUGCAGCCCUUGCUGCUCGACUCCAUGACAAAAAGCAAGGAUGGUUUCCUCGGGGUGUCUCGUAGCUCUCUGAGUGGCCUGCGCUCAUGGAAGAGCCCAGCAGUGCCAGCCUCCUCUUUCACUGCCAGCCAGUUCAGAGCCUUCUUGCCCCCAAAGAACAAGGAUGAAGUGGGAGACACGUGGUGGGUGAUUCCCAGUGAGCUCAACAUCUUCACUGGGUACCUGCCCAACAAUCGCUACCACCCUCCCUCACCAAAGGGCAAAGAGGUUCUCAUCCACUCCUUGUUAAGUAUGUUCCACCCGCGGCCCUUCAUCAAAUCACGUUUUGCCCCUCAGGGCGCAGUCGCCUGCAUUCGUGCCAGCAACGACUUUUAUUACGACAUUUUGUUCAGGAUUCAUGCAGAGUUCCAGCUGAAUGAUGUUCCAGACUUUCCCUUCUGGUUCACCCCAGGGAAGUUCAUUGGAAACAUUGUUCUCUCUAAAGAUGCAUCACAUGUCCGCCACUUUCACCUCUACGUCCCAAGUGACAGGUCUCUGAAUGUGGACAUGGAGUGGCUGUACGGGGCCAGUGAGAGCAGCAACAUGGAGGUGGACAUUGGAUACCUGCCGCAGUUAGAGCUGCAGGCCACGGGCCCGUCCACUCCCUCCAUCAUCAUGGAUGAGGAGGGCAACAUCAUCGACAGUCAAGAUGGCGACAGCGAGCCUAUCCAGUUCGUCUUUGAGGACAUCCAAUGGACCUCUGAGAUCAGUGAGAAAGAAGCCACUCGACGACUGGAGGUCACCCUCUACCCCUUCAAGAAGGUUUCCUACUUGCCCUUCUCAGAAGCCUUUGAGCGAGCAGCAGCAGAGAAUAAACUAGUGCAUUCCAUUCUGCUUUGGGGAGCAUUAGACGACCAGUCCUGCUGAGGUUCGGGGCGAACUCUCCGGGAGACCGUCCUGGAAAGUUCGCCCGUCCUGGCCCUGCUCAACCAGAGCUUCAUAAGCAGCUGGUCUCUAGUCAGAGAGCUGGAGAACAUGCAGGCUGAUGAGCAAAACCCUUUGUUGAGUGAAAAGGCCAAAUUACACCUGGAGAAUUACAACUUCCCUGUGGAGAUGAUGGUGGCACUGCCCAAUGGAACUAUUGUCCACCACAUCAAUGCCAACUUCUUCCUGGACCAGACCGCCAUGAAACCAGAGGAGGAAGAAGCAACAUUCAGCUUCUCUGCUGGGUUUGAGGACCCCUCCACAGCCACUUACAUCAGCUUCCUGAAGGAGGGGUUGGAGAAAGCCAAGCAGUACCUGGCACAGUAAUUAGUGUGUGCGAUAGAGCCUGAGAAACUCAAAACGGAGGAUAUAAUCAUCAUUCCUCUGGGUAAUGAUGCAAGAUAAGGAAAAGCCUCCAAGAAUUACGUAGAGAAGCGUUCUUGUCCAUGUGGCAGCUGAAACACUUUUUCACCUUCUGUCCUUUUUGUUGCUAUUUAUUUAGUCCUCUCCUUUUUAGUCAGUUUUAUACACAAUAUUUACAUUGUGACAAACAGUACAGGGACAUAUUCUCAAGCCUUAUGAUAGUCAGUAUAGUAUAACUGUAUUUUAAUGAGAUACAGUGACAGACAUGUAAACACAUUUAGACUUGCUCUCUGCUUGUAGCUGCUGGUUUAAGGUGAUAUAAAUAUAAACAAACACCCAUCAUAGCACAACGAAACAUACUUCUGCUUUCCUAUCAUUGUGUCGCAUUUCCUACUGCUCAGUAAACCCAGAGACGGGGCCUGUGUUGCCUUAAGUUGUGUUUCAGCAGUUUGUGAAGAUGUUGCCUAAAAGCCCUUUCAGGGCCGGGCGGCGCCUGAUGUUAUUGCUGAGGCCGCUGCAGGGAACACCCUCUCUGACUCAGGGGACUAAAGCAGCAGGAAACAUUGGGCUGUGGUAUAUACAAUUGUUCAUUUAGGUUGUUUUUGUGUUGAACCAAAUGUUGAAUAUUUUGCCAAUUUUCUGUUCUUUGUGGAAUAUGUGACCACACCAAAGAAGAUUGUUUUUUUUAGAUAUGUACAGAGCGGGAACAGCUGUUGAAUUUCAUAUUCAUGUAACUCGAUGGAACCAAAUGGACUUGUCUUUAUUGUUUAAGUGACAGGCAUGUGACACCUUAUGUUGUUUUCCUCUUGCAAGAUCCAGUCAAAAUAUAUUUUCUCUUGUCUUAAGCGUGACAAGAGGAAGUCCUUGAUGUUUGAGAGAAACAACAUGACUAUUGCGACCUACCAUUAGGCUAAUGGUAGGUCCCGAUAAUCUGUUUUCACAAUAUGUCUCAUUUUGAUCUUUUUCAGUCAUACAAAAGGUUUCCUCUUCAGGUCCUUGUCUUAUUUUACUAUGACAUUGAAAAACACAGGGAUCAAGAACACUAGUUUAUAUAGUAACAGUGACAUUUGAUAAAUGUAGUAACAUUAACCUGGAAUGUGACUUUGUGAAAGUAUUGCACUCUCAAGGUCAUACCAAUUCCCCUCCAUGUGAAACAUCUGACUGGUUGGAGUCUUUCACUACCAAUGCCAUUUUUUCAAAGCCUGAAAUAAUAAAAACGUUGUACAAACA
This is a messenger RNA of Eleginops maclovinus (Patagonian blennie), 3197 nucleotides long. It is a transcript of the gene selenon, whose product is annotated as selenoprotein N. The record is from RefSeq and is a predicted model, not a curated record. Gene Ontology annotation, cellular component: endoplasmic reticulum membrane. Lineage: Eukaryota; Metazoa; Chordata; Actinopteri; Perciformes; Eleginopidae. The transcript is spliced from 12 exons. Gene Ontology annotation, biological process: skeletal muscle fiber development; calcium ion homeostasis.